Oncorhynchus masou masou (cherry salmon) is the source of this 5405-nucleotide messenger RNA. RefSeq names its product programmed cell death 6-interacting protein-like. Lineage: Eukaryota; Metazoa; Chordata; Actinopteri; Salmoniformes; Salmonidae. The transcript is spliced from 21 exons. Gene Ontology annotation, cellular component: endosome. The record is from RefSeq and is a predicted model, not a curated record. Gene Ontology annotation, molecular function: protein binding. Gene Ontology annotation, biological process: multivesicular body sorting pathway; mitotic cytokinesis. Bases 132 to 2780 code for a protein of 882 amino acids.
UCGACGUCACCUGUUUCACAGCAAUAUCCAGGAAGUGAGUCGCCGCUUGUUGUUAUUGUUCAAUUGAUAGCUAGCUAGCUGGCUAGUUAACGCAGAUUUUUUUUGUUGCUGUUCAUUUUCGUGGUCCGAAAAUGGCGACUUUUAUUUCUGUCCCGUUAAAGAAGUCGUCUGAAGUAGAUCUAGUUAAACCACUUUCAAAAUUCGUCACGGCGACAUACCCAGCGGCUGAGGAGCAAGCGGACUACAUCCGAUCCGUGGAGGAGUUGAACAAGCUGCGCAAGAGUGCUCUGGGGAGGCCGCUCGACAAACACGAAAGUUCACUGGAAAUCCUCCUGAGGUACUAUGACCAGCUGUGUGCUGUGGAGCCCAAGUUCCCCUUCUCUGAAAACCAGCUGUGUCUAACCUUCACAUGGAAAGAUGCCUUUGAUAAAGGCUCACUGUUCGGGGGCUCAGUCAAACUAGCCCUCGCCAGUCUGGGAUAUGAGAAGACGUGUGUGCUGUUCAACGGAGCAGCGUUGGCGAGUCAGAUCGCUUCAGAACAGAACCUGGACAGCGACGAAGGACUGAAGGCCGCAGCCAAAUACUACCAGUUGGCGAGUGGAGCAUUUGGUCACAUUAAGGACACAGUGCUGUCAGCUCUGAACAGAGAACCUACUAUGGACAUCUCUCCUGAGACUGUAGGAACCCUGAGUCUCAUCAUGCUGGCCCAGGCACAGGAGGUCUUCUUCCUCAAGGCGACGUCAGAUAAGAUGAAGGACGCCAUCAUCGCUAAACUGGCUAAUCAGACGGCAGAUUUCUACGGUGACGCCUUCAAGCAGUGCCAGUACAAAGAGAACCUGCCCAAGUAUUUCUAUUUCCAGGAGGUGCUGCCGGUGUUGGCAGCUAAACACUGCAUCAUGCAGGCCAACGCUGAACUGCACCAGUCUCUCCUCGCCAAGCAGAAGAAACGCUUUGGAGAGGAGAUCGCUCGCCUACAGCACGCCACAGAGCUGGUGAAGACUGUCUCGUCUCGCUAUGACGAGUACGUCAGUGUGAAGGAUCUGAGCGAUAAGAUCAGCCGCGCUCUGACGGCCGCCAAGAAGGACAACGACUUCAUCUACCACGACCGCGUCCCCGAGGUCAAAGAUCUGGAACAUAUCGGCAAGGCAGCGCUGGUCAAGGCGAGCACCAUCACACCUCCACUCAGCGCCAAGUUCACUGACUUGUUUGAGAAGAUGGUGCCCAUGGCUGUGCAGCAGAGUAUGAGUGUGUACAGCCAGAGGAAGGCUGAGACCGUCAACAGACUGGUGGGAACCAUGAGAGAAGCUACCAACCUCUGCAACGGUGUCCUGGCAUCUCUGAACCUGCCUGCGGCUCUGGAGGACCUGUCUGGAGAUUCUAUCCCACAAUCCAUUGUUGAGAAGGCCCGUGCCAUCGUCCAGCAGGGGGGGCUGCAGAGCAUAGAGCAGCUGAUCAGAGAUCUGCCUGAACUACUUACACGAAACCGAGAGAUACUGGAUGAGUCUCUGAAGAUGCUGGGUGAUGAGGAGUCGACAGACAGCGAGCUGAGAUCCAAGUUCAGCCAACGCUGGAACAGAACUCCCUCUGGAGACCUCUACAAACCACUCAGAGCAGAGGGGGGUAACUUCCGCAGUGUGCUGGACAAGGCAGUGCAGGCGGACCAGGUGGUCAGGGAGCGUUACAAUACACACUGUGAGAUGAUCGCUCUGCUCUGUAAACCAGAGGCUGAACUCACCGCUGCCAUACCAUCAGCCAAUCCUGUGAAGACACUGCAGGGCAGCGAGGUGGUGAGUGUGUUGCGUUCCCAGCUGGCCCAGCUAGAGGAAGUGAAGAAGGAGAGGGAGGGGUUGGAGGUGGAGAUUAAGGGCGUGGCCUUUGACAUGUCCUCCAGCUUCCUGACGGCUCUGGCUCAGGACGGGGCCAUCAAUGAGGAGGCACUGUCAAUGAGCCAGCUGGACCAAUCAUAUGGCAGCUACAGCCAGAGGGUUCAGGCCAGCCUCCGUUCUCAGGAAGAGCUGCUGGGCAAAGUGCAGGCGUCUCACCAGGAGUUCUCCAAGCUGAAGCAGUCCAACUCGGAGGCUAAUGAUCGUGAGGAGGUGUUGAAGAAGCUGGCCUCAGCCCACGACAGCUACGUAGAGAUCACCAGCAACCUCAGAGAGGGCACCAAGUUCUACAACGACCUCACAGAGAUCCUGCUGAAGUUCCAGAACAAGUGCAGUGACAUCAUCUUCGCGCGCAAGACAGAACGGGACGAACUGCUCAAGGACUUGCAGCAGAGCAUCGCCAGGGAGCCCAGCGCCCCGUCCUUUAAUGUCCCCGCCUACCAGACUAACCCCACUGCCGCUGACCCAACCCCUGCUCCCAGGACUGUCUUUCAGCCCCAGGUGAAGGCCCAGCCGCCCCAGCGGCCCCCUCCCCCUGUCUUCACCCCCCAGGCCGCCUCCGCACCUGGCAACCCUGCAGACAACCAGCCUCAACCAGGAAACCCCCCACCCAUGGCCCCUCCCUCACAGGCACAGGGACCGCCUUACCCCACCUACCAGGGAUACCCAGGGUAUGCCUACCAGAUGCCUAUGGGUUAUAACCCGUAUGCAGCGUACGGCCAAUACAACAUGCCCCCCGCUAUGCAGCCUAACAUGCAGCCCUACGUCCCCUAUCAGCAGGCCCCAGCACCCGGACAGGGGGGCUUCCCCGGGACCCCCCCCACACAGCAGCACCCCUACACCUACCAACAGCAGCCCCAGCACCCACCACAUCAACCAUACUACCCACAACAAUAACUACUGUGUAAACUCUAUCAUUCCCUCUCUUCCCCCUUUUCAUCCCUUCUACCCCCCCCCCCCCCUCUGCUAUCCAUCCUCCAACCGACAGCAGAAACCGUGAUACUAACCUCUGCAAUAAAUUCUCUCUCCCUCCUUCCCUCCCUACUCUACCCUUACUCUAUCCCACCACCCUUGUUUAUUUUGUUAUAUUUUUUUUUUUCAUAUAAUUUUUCUAAUUAUUGCGUUGAUUCUUUAUUUAAUUCCUAACUUCUCGUCCUGAUCUAACUGACUUCCUGCUAUGGGCUGGGCCUCUUUUAGAACACUAAAAAAAAAAAAAACACAACAUUUUGUCACAUCUACCGGACAUGUGCAGUGACGUGUUGUUUUAGAGGUCAUAGCAGUACGACCCCCCCUGGAGAGGUCAUAGCAGUACGACCCCUCCUGGAGAGGUCAUAGCAGUACGACCCCCCCCUGGAGAGGUCAUAGCAGUACGACACCCCCUGGAGAGGUCAUAGCAGUACGACACCCCCUGGAGAGGUCAUAGCAGUACGACCCCCCCUGGAGAGGUCAUAGCAGUACGACCCCCCCUGGAGAGGUCAUAGCAGUACGACCCCCCCUGGAGAGGUCAUAGCAGUACGACCCCCCCCCUGGAGCAAAUGAGAGUGAAGUGCCUUGUUCAAGGAUACAUCAACAGAUUUUUCACCGCUCGCUUUCACUUCCUGGCCCAACGCUCUGAGGAGCCUCACUGUAUUCUGGGAUGAGGGGGUGUAGUCUAUAGUUGUGAUUCCUUAUUUGGGAGCGGGUGGAUGGUCCCGUACAAUGUCACCGGUUGAGAGGACCGGAGGACCGAAGGUUGUGUCCAGGAGUGCAAAUGUACGACUUGAACAAAUGUUCCUUGUCUGUUUAUCAAACCGUUUUGCUACUGAAUAUUGACCCCAGCCCUGAUCACCGAGAUCAUUUCCUGGCGCUUCUAUUACAACUAUAUCUAUAUCCUAUUUUUCUAAUGAAUAAUACUGAUGUACUGAUCCAAUGAAAACGCCUGUAGGUUUUCUCAUGUCGUUGAGGACCGUUGGAGAUGCGUUCCCUCCUAUAAUCAGAGUACGACUGGAGAUUGUUUUUCUGGGAUAAAGAUUAUUAGAUGCAGAGCCUUCAGAAAGUAUUCACACCCCUUGACUUGUUCCUACUUUUGUUGUUACGGCCUGAAUUUAAAUUGGAUUAUAUUUCGAUUUCUUUUGGUCACUGGCCCCCUCGAAGUGGAAUCAUGUCUUUUUUUUUUUAAAUGCAUUGAAAUGCAAAUUAAUUAAAAAUGAAAAGUUGAAAUGUAUAUUGGGUCAGUAUGUAUUCAAACCUGUUGUUAUUUCAAGCUUAAAUAAGUGGCAUGGAAUCAAUCUGUGUGCAGUAAGUUUUUUUUAACAGUAUUUUUGAAUGACUACCUCAUCUCUACCCCAAACAGGUAAAAGUCCCUCAGCCGAGCAGUGAAUUUCAAACACUGAUUCAACCACAAAGACUAAGGAAGUUUUGCAAUGCUAUUGGUAGAUGGGUAAAAAGCAGACAUUGAACAUGGUGAAGUUAUUGAUUACACUUUGGAUGGUGUGUCAAUGAACCCCAGUCACUACAAAGAUACAGGUGUCCUUUCUAACUCAGUUGCUAGAGAGGAAGGAAACUGCUCAUGGAUUUCACCAUGAGGCCAAUGGUGAAUUCAAAGUUAUGUUUGGGGCAAAUCCAAUACAAAACAUUACUGAGUAGCACUAUCCAUAUUUUAAAGCAGAGGGGUGGCUGCAUCAUGUUAUGGGUAUGCAUGUAAUCAUUAAGGAAGUGGGGGUGUUUCAGGAUAAAUAAAUUAACAGAAUGGAUCUAAGCACCGGCAAAAUCCUAGAGAAAAACCUGGUUCAGUUUGCUUUCCACCAGACACUGGGAGGUGAAUUCACCUUUCAGUAGGACAAUAACCUAAAACACAAUAACACAUUUACACUGGAGUUGCUUACCAACAAGACAGUGCAUGUUCAUGAGUGGCCGAAUUACAGUUUUGACAUGAAUCUACAUGAAAACCUAUGGCAAGACCUGAAAAUGGUCUAUCAUUGCUCAAUAACCAAUUUGACAGAGCUUGAAUAAUUUUUAAAUUAAUAAUGGGCAAAUGUUGCCCAAUCCAAGUGUGGAAGUGCUUAGACUUACCCAGAAAGACUCACCUCUGUCGUCACCGCCGAAGGCGCUUAUACGAAGUAUUGACUCGGGUGUGAAUACGUACGUAAAUGAGAUUUUUCUGUAUUUCAUUUUCAAUAAAAUUUGCAAAAAUGUCUAAAAACAUGUUAUCACUUUGUCAUUAUGGGGUAUUGUGAUGUCAUUAUGAGAUAUUGUGAUGUCAUUAUGGGGUAUUGUGAUGUCAUUAUGAGAUAUUGUGAUGUCAUUAUGGGGUAUUGGGUGAGAGGAAAAAUCCAUGUGAUCCAUUUUGAAUUCAGACUGAUAAACAAAAUGUGGAAUAAGUCAAGGGCUGUGAAUACUUAGUGAAGACUGUAUAUUAUAUUAUAUAUAUAUAUAUAUAUAUAUAUAUAAGAAUGUAUGUGGUUAACCAAACAGACUGUUUUUGUUUCUCUCUGUGGUUCUAAUGUGAUUAAACACCUCUGGAUACCAUACCAGACACCUGUG